Acanthochromis polyacanthus (spiny chromis) is the source of this 4250-nucleotide messenger RNA. RefSeq names its product dachshund d (gene dachd). The record is from RefSeq and is a predicted model, not a curated record. NCBI's taxonomy places the organism in Eukaryota, Metazoa, Chordata, Actinopteri, Pomacentridae.
AUCCACAGAGCGGAGCUGCACUUUUCAGCUCAUUUUCCUCUGUCAUUCCUCCUCCUAUCUUUGAUCAUUGUCCCGCAGCUCGGCCCCCCUCCCCAAAAAAAUCCCCUCACUCAGCACGCCUUUUUUCGGCAGCUCUUUUUACUUCCAACUUAUCUGAGGAGCUAAACUCUCGUGGAUUCUUUCAUUUAGGGUGUCUCGGCAGGCUGGUUUUCUACUUUGACUUCGGCUACUCUCUUCCCUCCUGUAGGUGACCAUGGCCGUACCGGCUGCUCUGAUCCCACCAACUCCUCUGGUCCCACCGCCUCCAAUCUCGACUCCCUCCGCGACGACGUCCCCGCCAUCGACAACUUCAUCACCGUCUCCAUCCCUGGCCCCCCCAUCCGGACCCGGGCAGAACCUGUUCAGAUCAGAGCUCCUCGCCACUAGCAGCCCGGGCAUCCCGACCGGCUCUACCCCCCAGCAACCCGUGUACUCGACCCCGUCGCCUGUUGAAAACAUACCGCAAAACAAUGAGUGCAAGAUCGAGUUGCGCGGUGCCAAAGUGGCCUCUUUCACCGUGGACGGCUGCGAGCUCAUCUGCCUUCCUCAGGCGUUCGACCUGUUCCUGAAGCCUGUCGGCGGACUGCACACGGUCUACACCAAGCUGAAGCGGCUGGAGAUCACGCCGGUGGUGUGCAAUGUGGAGCAGGUCCGCAUCCUCAGAGGGUCUCCCGCCAUCCAACCCGGGGUGAACCGCUGUAAACUCAUCUAGAAAGACUUCGAGACUCUGUACAACGACUGCACCAAUGCGAGCUCCAGACCCGGCCGGCCUCCGAAGAGAACCCAGAGUGUGACAUCGUCAGAGAACCCCCACAUCAUGCCCCACUCGGUCCCCGGACUCAUGUCCCCCGGCAUGAUCCCACCCACAGGCCUGACAGCAGCAGCGGCAGCAGCUGCCAACGCAGCCAUCGCAGAGGCCAUGAAGGUCAAGAAGAUCAAGCUGGAGGCGAUGAGCAGCUACCACGGCAACGCCAACCACCAUGGGGCCGAUGGAGAGAAUGGAGACCUCAGCUCCAGCGUUGGCCUGGAACUCCCCUUCAUGAUGAUGCCACACCCCCUGAUCCCAGUCAGCCUGCCCCCAGCCUCUGUCACCAUGGCGAUGAGCCAGAUGAACCACCUCAGCACCAUUGCAAACAUGGCCGCCGCAGCACAGGGCCAGAGCCUGCCCUCCAGAAUGGUCACCUCUGUUAUAAAGGAACGUGUGCCGGACAGUCCCUCCCCUGCCCCUUCCUUAGAAGACAACAGGAGGCCGGGGAGUCACCCAUCGUCCCACCGCAGCAGCAGUGUGUCCAGCUCCCCAGCCCACACAGAAAGCUCCUCAGACAGGAUACCGGCACACCACAAUGGGCUGUCUAUGAACCAAGCCCUGCUAGGCCUGUCCCCCAACAUCAUCCCCGGGCCUAAAGAGGGAGACCUGGCCCACGACAUGAGCCAUGAAGCAAAGAGGAUGCACGCUGACAAAGAAGACAACCCCAUGUGCACCCCAACAGCAAGAGAUAGCUACGAGCGGUUGUCACUGGCUGGACAGGCUCUGCCUCCUGGUUUCCCCUCACCAUUUCUCUUCCCAGACGGUCUGUCGUCAAUAGAGACCCUCCUCACCAACAUACAGGGCCUGCUCAAAGUGGCAAUUGACAAUGCACGGGCUCAGGAGAAGCAGGUGCAGCUGGAGAAGACGGAGCUGAAGAUGGAGCUGUUCAGAGAGAGGGAGCUCAGGGAGACUCUGGAGAAGCAGCUCGCCAUGGAGCAGAAGAACAGAGCAAUCAUUCAGAAGCGUCUGAAGAAGGAGAAAAAGGCCAAGAGGAAACUCCAGGAAGCUCUGGAGUACGAAUCGAAAAGGAGAGAGCAGGCUGAGCAGACUCUGAAGCAGCCUUCGCCCUCUGACAGCAUGCGUUCACUCAACGACUCUCUGACCCCUGAGAUGGAGAGUGACCGCAGCAGUGGAAGAACAGAUGCUGAAAGGACAAUACAAGAUGGAAGACUGUUCCUGAAAACCACAGUGAUGUACUGAUAAGGCCACGAGGAGCUGGAGGAAAUCAAAAUUUCAGACAAAAAAAAGAAAAAAAAGAAAGAAAAGAAAACCCAUGAAGAUUCUCAAGAGCCCUUAUCCAGGCUGAUUUUAGUAAAGGAAAGAAGUCAAGCUGCUUGUAGGAGUUCAAUGGAAAAUGCUGUGUUCACCCAAAUGCUGGAGGAGGUUGAGUCUGAAUGUAGAAUAAGAAGUCUUUUUUUUCAUCACGGAGGCCAACAUGAAAUAGUUUGAUAAAGCAGGUUUUGACACACCAGGUUGGCCGACGUGAGGGAUAAACAUAUAUAUUGAGCACAGUAAAAAUGUACCCGUGGUACAUUGUUGGUAAUAACUCAUAAAUUCACAGCACUGAAGAUUUUUAUACUGUAUCUCAGCCAGCGAGAAAAGCUUCGAAAAAGAAAUUCGACUGAAGUUUUUGUUUUGUAUUUCAAAUUGAAUUUUGGAGAAGCUAAAAAUGACACGUGGAGAUGAACCUUGUGACAAAAAAAACAAAAGGAAAAAAAAUGUGAACCUGUCCACGUGUUCAUCAAAAGAGAUGUUUGAUUUUCAUGUUUUCUAAAUUAGAUGAUAAUACAAUCAAGUUUCCUUUUUACCAUUGUUGUAUAUACAAGAUCUGAUGAUAAUGAUGAUAGGAAAAAGUCCCUCUAUCGAACCCCAGUGGAUUGAUAAGGUAUGUGUAUAUAACGUUAAGAGGUAUUGUGUAUGCAGUAGAGCUAUUAGGCAAACAAUACCAACAUUUAUAUAAACCUACAGUUUGUUUUGUUCUAUCUCUGAGCCAUCAUUCUUUCCUAUAGCUGCCAUUUUGGUGAGAAAGCAUGCAGGCAUGUAAAUGUUUGUCCUGGAAUUAUGAUAUUUAAUAAAUCCUAUAUUGUGCUGAACAAAUACUAGGUUUGACUCACUCAAGCCCGGACGAUUUUGAAAACAUAAUUAACAAACAUUUCACUUUCAAAAUGAAGACUUUUGCUGUCGAUAGUACUGUAAUCUUUGUAACAGAGGUAAUAUUUCUUGGAAUUUACUGUACAUUUUUUUGUCAUGAGACACACUCAGAAAUCAGCACCUCUCAAUGCUUUUUUAAGAAAAAAAAACAAAAAAACAGACAAAAUGAUCCGGUCUAAUUAUUGUCAGCUUGAGAAACAAUCAGUCGACUUUUUCGAAACUAAAUGCCAUUUAAUUGCAUCGCUCGAAUCCCUGUUUAACCUACACGAGUAUACUUCUCUUUUUGUUGUCGUUUUUUAGUGUUUCAUGAUAUCCUGACGAGAGAAAACAAAAAACAAAAAAAAACAACCUCAUAAUUUUCCUGUUACUUUCCCUGAAGACGUUUUGGUGCUGAAACACCUGUGUAUAUUCUCUAGACAUAAGCUGAUGUCAGUCCUUUUACUGCGAAACAGUUUAGACCUUAUGUGUUACAAUCAGGAGGAAGAGGAGGAGGAGGAGGAGGAGGAGGAGGAGUGUCCCAUGUUCACAAUGUGUUUGUUCUUUUUGUUCUCAAUGGAGUGUCUAGGUCUGUUGUCACUGAUAACUUAUAUAGCUUCUCGAAUCAUCUCUUCAUUGUACUUCAAAUUCAAAUAAAGUUAACAUGUUGAUGAUAAACUAUGUGAGUUAACUAUGUUGCCCGAGGACUUCUUGCAGCUGUAACAUUCCAGAUGCACUAAACAUGUGGAUCGCCUGAGACGGCCGAACACAACAGUUUCAGGUGAUCCCACACAAACGUAGGCGAGUGUUUGGGGGACGGGCAGCCGCUUUCUUUGCAAAUUCUGAAUCAUUGUUGUGUUUUUGGGUGUUUUUGAGACAUUUACAAUCAGCCCUCAGUCUUUUAACCCUUUUCUAUGUAUUAUGUAUGGCCUAAAAUAAUAAUAACAACAAUAAAAAAAACAUUGCAGGUAUACUGUACUGUAGAAAAAUGAAUGAGCAUAUUGUUCUUCGCUUUGUAUAGCAGUAAAAAAAAAGGAACAAAAAAAACAUGUAUGCAUAAUCAAAUGAUGAGAAUACCUUGUGUACGUUUUCCUUUCUUUCCACUGAUGCGAGUGCGCGCGCGUGUGUGUGUGUGUUUGUGUGUGUGUGUGUGUGUGUGUAGCCUUUGACUUGCAUGUGUGAGUGUGGGUUUUUUUAAAUACAUAGGCUAAUCCUAGAUAAAAUAUGUAAAUGAGGGUGUGACCAAGCUCACUGUAAAUAAAUUAUUUCAUGUGUA